AGGAGGUUCAACUUUGGAAGAGGAGAGAAGAGCUUAAAUCGCCGGCAUCAAUGUCGACGGCGUACGUUCUAGAACCCCCGACCAAGGGUAAAGUCGUCGUCCAUACGACGUACGGUCCUAUCGACGUGGAGCUAUGGCCGAAGGAAGCGCCCAAGGCUGUUAGGAAUUUCAUCCAGCUCUGUCUGGAGGGCUACUACGACAACACCAUAUUUCAUCGUAUCAUCAAAACUUUCUUGAUUCAAGGCGGCGAUCCCACUGGCACUGGAACAGGUGGUGAAAGUAUUUACGGAAGCCCGUUUUCUGAUGAAAUCCAUUCCCGUUUAAGAUUCAAACACAGGGGUUUGGUUGCUUGUGCUAAUGCUGGGACACCUAAUUCAAAUGGAAGCCAGUUUUUUGUUAGUUUGGAUCGUUGUGAUUGGCUUGAUAAGAUGCAUACCAUCUUUGGCAAGGUUACUGGUGAUUCUAUCUAUAAUCUUCUCCGUCUAGGUGAAGUAGAAACUGGUAAAGAUGAUAGACCAUUGGAUCCAGCUCCAAUGAUAAUCUCAACUGAGGUCUUAUGGAACCCUUUUGAGGACAUAGUUCCCAGAAGACAACCAGCAACAUUGUCUUCUUCGGUAACUGAAGCAGAUAAAGGCCCGAAGAAAAAACCUGUCAAAAAACUGAAUUUGCUUUCAUUUGGGGAAGAAGCUGAAGAAGAGGAGAAGAGUUUGGCUGCAGUCAAGACAAAAAUAAAGAGUAGCCAUGAUGUAUUGGAUGACCCACGUCUCUUAAAGAAUGAGAACUCAUCUGAUGCCAAAAUAACCAGAGAUGUUCAACUAAGUGUGAGAGAAGCUUUGAACUCAAAGAAAGAAGAGAGAAAGAUUGGAUCAGAAGCCAAAUUUCCUAAUUCUUUUGAUAAUAGUGAUGAUGAUGAUGAGGCAAGCUUUGAUGCAAGAAUGCGUCUACAGAUACUUAAAAAGCAGAGCGAGUUCAAGGAAGUUCCACCAUCUAAGCAAAAAUCUAAAAAAUCAAAUUCUUCUCGGAAGGAACAACGGGAACAUUUACCUUCAAGAUCUGAUGAUGAUGACGACGGCGACGAUGGUCCAAGUGUGGAGAAGUUGUCACUAAAGAAGAAAGGAAUGGGUUCUGAAGCUAGGGCGGAACACAUGGAUAAGGCAGAUUCAGACUUACAAUUGUUUAAUGAAACUGAACGGCAAAGACAGUUAUUGAAAAUGAAGAAGCGAAGACGCCAAGGACAUGAAGCCGAGAUGCUUGCAAAGCUGGAGAACUUCAAGAGUUCCAUUUCUACAAAACCAGUUGAGUCAACUGGAAAGUCUACAAGCGGAGGAGGAGAAGAAGAUUUGUCUGAUUGGUCCAAAGUUGAGUUAAAAUUUGCUACUGAAACGGGCAAGGGUAAGAUGACACGCAAAGACGAUCCCAAUGAUUAUGUGGUGCACGACCCUCUAUUGGAAAAGGGAAAAGAAAAGUUCAACAAGAUGAUGGCUAAGCAAAAACGCAAAGGCCGUGAAUGGGCUGGCAAAUCUCUCACCUGAAGCUGACCUUGAUGUUAGAUUUCACUUCAGUAGCUUCAAUAUCCUCCCCUAGUCCCGAUUCAGACUUUUUUUUUUUUUAAGCUUCUUCUUGUUAAAUAACUUUGUAUUCUAUAUAAUUAGGAAUUGUCUUUGGCCAACUCCUUUGAUAUUUUCAUGGAAAUUAGAUUAUUGUACACUUU
Impatiens glandulifera is the source of this 1711-nucleotide messenger RNA. RefSeq names its product peptidyl-prolyl cis-trans isomerase CYP57. The transcript has 10 exons. Gene Ontology annotation, molecular function: peptidyl-prolyl cis-trans isomerase activity. Bases 51 to 1532 code for a protein of 493 amino acids. The record is from RefSeq and is a predicted model, not a curated record. Lineage: Eukaryota; Viridiplantae; Streptophyta; Magnoliopsida; Ericales; Balsaminaceae. Gene Ontology annotation, cellular component: catalytic step 2 spliceosome. Gene Ontology annotation, biological process: protein peptidyl-prolyl isomerization; protein folding.